Messenger RNA from Populus trichocarpa (black cottonwood), 1882 nucleotides. RefSeq names its product ethylene-responsive transcription factor ERF119. The coding region runs from base 709 to 1674 and encodes 321 amino acids. Gene Ontology annotation, molecular function: DNA binding; DNA-binding transcription factor activity. The record is from RefSeq and is a predicted model, not a curated record. Gene Ontology annotation, biological process: regulation of DNA-templated transcription. The transcript has 3 exons. NCBI's taxonomy places the organism in Eukaryota, Viridiplantae, Streptophyta, Magnoliopsida, Malpighiales, Salicaceae.
ACACCUAAUAAAACAACAUUAUGGGUCUCUCUGUUCUUAGUUUUGUUUUUCUCCGAGUUUGGGAGGAACCACUAACAAGCCGACUAGCAAAAGUUGAGAAUAAGAAAACAGAGUGUAGUCCUCUGCUUUGGGUGCAUGCUGGGCUUACAAGAGACCCAUUAAAAGUUUGCAACUCUCACUCUCCCCGUCUAUAAUCAUAGAACAAAGAGUCUCAUACAGAUUUUAGUUCUAGAGAGCGUGCAUGAUCUUGUAGAAGCUAGCAUUAUGAGGUAGCUUUUGUGCUGGGAGAGAGAGAGCUCAAAAAGGGACAAAUUCUGCAACUUUGAAUUCUCUCUCUAAAAACAGAGGAUUUAUGUCGUCUGGGUUUGAUCUAUUGACUGGAGCUCCAAAAAAGCUCUGCCUCUGGCUUUCAUCACACACACUCUGCAUCAGUAUCUGCCUUUUCAAUUCUUUUUACAUGAAAACUUGGUCUCUUCAACAGAACUUUUUGAUCAUUUCUAUACGAUUAAGGUCAAAACGGAAUUACAGUUGGGUUCAUUGCUUUAAGGACUCCUUAGGAAAACGUUUCUUGUUUCCAAUUUUGGGUUUUAGGGGUUUUUGGGUUUUAGUUUUUUCUUGAUACUCAAGUUUUUAGAUUUGCUUUCUUUCUUUCUUUCAAUUGUUUUUUUCCAUUUCUCUCAUUUAUCUACCAAUUUUAAAUUUCACAAAAUGCCAGGCCUUCAAAGGCCAAUUUUGGAUCAAGAUAGGAUUUUUGAUCAAGAGAAGCAAAAGAAACCAGCCAUGGAAAGCAACAUGAAAGCUUCUAGGAAAGUUCGAAUAAUAUGUCAUGAUCCUGAGGCCACAGACUCUUCAAGUGAUGAAGAUGAAGAAUACUUUGAUCGGUGUAAUCGUUGGAAGCAAUUCAUUAGGGAGAUCACCCUCCCAGUUUUCCCAUCCAAGUCCAUUCUUGAGGGUCCUUCACAAGACAAAACUGGUGUAUGCAAAAGCAAUAUUAUCAUUUCUAAUUCUCUUGAUAAUAUUAGACCUCGGAGAUCAUCAGCAAUCUAUAAAGGUGUUCGAAGAAGACCAUGGGGGAAAUAUUCAGCCGAGAUUAGGGAUCCAUUUCUAAAGAUUCGUUUAUGGCUCGGGACUUAUACGACUGCGGAAGAAGCUGCUGCUGCUUAUAAGAAAAAGAAGGAAGAGUUCGACAGCAAAAUGGCAUUGGAGAGAGCUAAUAAUUUGCAUGUUGAUACAAAGGUAGUAUCUGAAGAAUUCGAUGGCUUAUGUUCUCAUCCGUCUCCAUUGUCUGUGCUUGAUGUCUCUACCAUGACCUCACUUGGUCAUGGGCUUGAAAGCAAUGUGGAAAUGGUGGCCAAAGAGUGUAAUAUGGAAAGUUCAAUCAAAGAAGAAAGCUGUGUAGAAAUGAUUGAAGACGGCUCCGAAGAAGUGCAAUGCAUUUCGGAUUUAUGGGAAGAGCGAACGUUAUCACCAUCAGUUAGUCAAGAGUUGCUUGGUUUUGAUCAACAGUCUCAAUUUGGGCAGUUUUUUGAUGGUUUCAUUAAUGGAGAAGGUUUUUCUAUGUGCGAUAACACUGAGCCAGUCAGUUCUCCUAUGGAUGGGGUGAUGGAUCUUCCGGACAUUGAACUUGAGACGCUUGCUUUUGUUGAGGAAACUCUCAAUUUUGCUCACCAAUAAUGUUUGUAGUUGUUACUCAUUUCAGGUGCAUUUUUAGCGUAUAUCAUAAAAUAAAAUAGUGAGGAAGGGAGUUCUUGGGUUUUUGCUUGAGAGCCUUUCGCAACUCUCUGAGAGAGAUGCUCCAUUUACGAGUAGCCACUGCUACCUUCUUGUUGAGAAUCUGAAUAUUCAAAAAAAAAAAAAAAAAAAACAAAUCUUUCAAGUCCAA